This is a messenger RNA of Gaeumannomyces tritici R3-111a-1, 3112 nucleotides long. Its product is annotated as AP-2 complex subunit beta. The record is from RefSeq and is a predicted model, not a curated record. The coding region runs from base 749 to 2917 and encodes 722 amino acids. Gene Ontology annotation, molecular function: clathrin binding. Gene Ontology annotation, cellular component: membrane coat. The transcript has 5 exons. NCBI's taxonomy places the organism in Eukaryota, Fungi, Ascomycota, Sordariomycetes, Magnaporthales, Magnaporthaceae. Gene Ontology annotation, biological process: intracellular protein transport; vesicle-mediated transport.
GGACGCGCAAGGACAUCAAUUACAAGUUGCAUGGAACGACACCGCCGCGAAGCUUUUGGCCUUCGACGACACGAGCUCGAGCUCGACAGACCCCAAGCUGCACGACCGCAGGCCACGAAGCAAGCGAGCGAGUAGACCUCGCAUAGCUCCAUCCAGCCGGCCCUGCCGCCAUCACACCUCACACGAAGCUGCUCCCCCCGCUCGCUAUCCGAUUGAUGCUACCGACCGAAGCCACCCCAGGCGCCGCGGCUUGAAUCUCGAACAAGGUCGGAUUUCAUUGGAUCGCCUCUCGUCACAGCCGGCUGUUUCCUUGAUUGGGGGUAGAGGAGGGUGCAUGUGACGAGCCACCCGCCCGGCCAAGCAUCUUUGACUGGCUGCUUCUGGUUGAGUGCAGGUCUCAACCCCGACGUCGACUUGAGCUUCGCAGCUGGAAAUCCGGCCUACAGUUGGGGACAGCCCGAUCCACCGAGACAAGCCCCCCAGGGCUGCUGUAGCUUCCGCGUGCCGCCAUUCCUUUCUCUCGCGUCCCGGGCGCUGCCCUCCUCCCUUCUAGUGGGAGCUAGCAGGUGACCUGCAGAGAGGACCCAUUCACGUCUGCCUCCUGCGGACGCCGUCGCACCACGCACGACACCCCUCGGCUCUGAUCCGAUUCUGGCCUUGGUUCCCACCCCGAGAGCUGGGCCGGCAUACCACACCUCCACGUCGCUGAUUCCUCCAUCACCUUGCCUGCGGAGGCGCACACGACGCCAUGUCGGGUCCUCAGGGAGGGGGUGAUUCCAAGCUGUUCGCUCGAGGCAAAGUAGCCGAGCUUCGCCUCGAGCUGAACAGCGGCGGAAAAAAGGACAAGAACUUCGCCACCAAGAAGAUUGCGCUCAAGAAAAUCGUCGCCAAUAUGACGAUGAGCAAUAACGACAUGGUGGCCUUGUUCCCAGAUAUAAUUGGUUGCAUGCACAUCGAGAGCCUUGAGAUAAAGAAGAUGUGCUUUCUCUUCCUGGUCAACUAUGCCCGCAUGCGCCCGGAAAUUGCGAUCAAGGCGAUACCAGUACUAGAGCAUGACAUGGUCGACUCUAAUCCAUUGGUGCGCGCACUUGCGCUACGGACCAUGUCCUACAUCCACGUCCGCGAGUUUGUCGAGGCGACGGUCCCGCUCGUGAAGAGACUCCUGAAAGACCCCGAUCCAUAUGUUCGGAAGACAGCGGCCUACUGUGUCGCCAAGCUUUACGAUCAUGAUAGGCAAAUGGUGGAGCAGUCGGACCUCAUCGACAAGCUGAACUUGUUAUUGCGAGACGACAACCCGACAGUCGUUGCGAGUGCGCUGGCUGGACUUAUGGACAUUUGGGAACGAAGCGACGCGAUCAAGCUGACUAUAGACUACGGCAAUGCGUCUAAAAUGGUCGCUAUCCUCCCGGACUGUUCAGAAUGGGGACAGACUUAUAUCCUCGAAGCACUCAUGUCUUAUGUGCCUGAGGACUCGGGAGAGGCACUCCUUCUUGCCGAGAGGAUCGCGCCGCGUCUGUCGCAUUCGAACUCGGCGGUCGUGCUCACGUGCAUACGCGUGGUACUCUAUCUGAUGAACUACAUCGCCGAUCAGAAGCAGAUCUCGGCCCUGUGCCGAAAGCUGUCGCCGCCUCUGGUCACCCUUCUUGCCAAGGGACCCGAGGUGCAGUACCUGGCGCUGAGAAACGCGCUACUGAUCCUGCAACGACGGCCUGAGGUGCUCAGGAACGACAUCAGGGUAUUCUUCUGCAAGUACAACGACCCCAUCUACGUCAAGGUCACCAAGUUGGAGCUCAUCUUCAUGCUUGCCAAUGAGAGAAACAUUGGCGAGGUAUUGACGGAGCUGCGCGAGUACGCCACCGAGAUCGAUGUGCACUUUGUGCGUAAGGCUGUACGCGCCAUCGGAAAGUUGGCUAUCAAGAUCGAGCCCGCAGCUCCGCGGUGCAUCGACCUGCUACUCGAGCUGGUGGCGACGAAGGUGACAUACAUCGUGCAGGAGGCCACGGUGGUGAUCCGCAACAUCUUCCGCAAGUACCCCAACCAGUACGAAUCCAUCAUCGGCACGCUGUGCGAACACCUCGACUCGCUCGACGAGCCCGAGGCAAAGGCGGCCAUGGUAUGGGUCAUCGGACAGUACGCGUCGCGCAUCGAGAACAGCGACGCAUUACUGGAAGACUUUCUAUACUCGUUCGCAGAUGAGCCGGUCGAGGUUCAGCUCGCGCUCCUCACGGCGACGGUCAAGCUUUUUAUCCAGCGGCCGACCAAGGGCCAAGAGCUUGUGCCCAAGGUGCUAAAGUGGGCGACUGAGGAGACGGACAAUCCGGACCUGCGUGACCGCGCCUACAUGUAUUGGCGACUCCUAUCAACGGACAUGGCCAUGGCCAAGCGCAUCGUCAUGGGCGAUAAGCCCGCCAUCACAGCCGAGUCAGAGCGGCUCGACCCGGCCACCCUGGAGGAGAUGUGCCUCAACGUCGGGACGCUUGCAACUGUCUAUCUGAAGCCAGUACAGACCGUGUUCCGCUCUGCUAGGUCUCGGCGCCUGGCAGACUCGCCGGCGCUGCAGCGACACCUCCUGCCUGCCGGCUCUGGUCCCCUGGCUCCCCCAGCCGUUUACGAGACCAAUAAGAGCCUCAGCAUGUUGGGGCUGGGCGGGCAGCCGUCCGACGUUGACCCCCGACAACGAGCAACCGGGGCAGCAGCAGCUCCAGCGGCCGGCAACCUCGCACAAGCCGUCAACGACGCCGAUGCGUACUUUGCUGGGGUUGGAGCGCAGGCCAUGGCGAACUUGCAGGUUAUGGAGCAGGACUCGUUUGGUGGUGCGGCUGGUGUCGAGGGCGGAUACGUGGUCAACCAGUACGCACCGCAGACGGCGCUGCAGCCCGAACAAGGGGGCCAGAACGGGGAUCUGCUCAUGCUCUGACGAGGGCAACCUUGUGUACUUCUCUGAUUCACAUUCCGUGGUGCACUGCUUGGAUGACUCCAGAGCCUGCUUGUUCGAUUAUAUACUGUGAUCGCGAGGUAAUCCUUCACAUCCAUGUUAAUUUUACAUAUAUCUAGUCCGGUUGCAGUGGUAAUGCAAUCUAGUCCUUUUUGGCCUGGAAAUUGCUAUAGGCAA